This is a messenger RNA of Umbelopsis ramanniana AG, 951 nucleotides long. RefSeq lists its product as uncharacterized. Bases 149 to 895 code for a protein of 248 amino acids. The record is from RefSeq and is a predicted model, not a curated record. Gene Ontology annotation, molecular function: oxidoreductase activity, acting on the CH-CH group of donors. NCBI's taxonomy places the organism in Eukaryota, Fungi, Mucoromycota, Umbelopsidomycetes, Umbelopsidales, Umbelopsidaceae. Gene Ontology annotation, biological process: lipid metabolic process. The transcript has a single exon.
UGGACGAAGAAGAGUCUCUAUGACAAUGCCCUCUUCUAUUACUCACUCUUCCCUGUCCUCAUAUGGCCUAUUUUAUGCGUAAUUGACGCUCCAUACGGUAAAUAGCUUAACUCCGCGAUAUGUCAAGGCAUGUUCUGCCAUCAUUGAAAUGUUCCAUUCAAAUGACCCCAUCUUGGAUUGCAUCACUGCAGGUAAAUUCGCUGGAAAAUUCAUCAUUGAUAUUCAGCUGAACGGGAAGCUUGGGUGGUUCCUCAUGGAAGCCACGUCUCCAGCACUGUUUGUUGCCACGAUAUUGCCACCCGUCUAUCAGUCUUUAACCAGCCUCCAGCCUGUGUGGACCACCACCCAGACUGUUCUAUCGGCCAUGUGGUUGACGCACUAUAUCAAUCGCAGCACUAUCUACCCACUACGAGCGCAUUCGAUGUCGCCUAUGAAUAUCCUAACCUUUUUAUCUAGCGUGUUAUUCAAUGGUGCCAAUGCUUACACCAACGGCAUGUGGGUUGCCAAGUACGGCUCAUACCCAGACACUCUUCUGGAAAAGCCUCGGUUUUGGUUUGGUGUCGCUUUGUGGGGCGCUGGCUGGUGGUUGAAUAUCCACCAUGAUAAUAUCUUGUUUAGACUUAGAUGCGAACGUCAAGUCAAAGACAAUCAAAAACGCUAUUCCAUCCCACACGGCGGCCUGUUCGAAUACGUCAGCUGUCCUAAUUACUUUAGCGAAAGUCUGGAGUGGAUCGGUUGGGCUAUUGCCUGCUAUCCUUCGCCUCCAGCCAAUGUCUUUGUGCUGGCAACUAUUGCCAACUUGUUCCCUCGUGCCUGGCGUUCGCACAAAUGGUACAAACAAGAGUUUCCAGAUUAUCCACCAAAGCGAAAGGCAGUUGUUCCCUUUCUAUUUUAAAAUACUGUUGUAGGAUAUACAACCUACUUUAAUUACACAAAUCAAACACCAAAAAA